This is a messenger RNA of Blastomyces gilchristii SLH14081, 3768 nucleotides long. RefSeq names its product F-box domain-containing protein. NCBI's taxonomy places the organism in Eukaryota, Fungi, Ascomycota, Eurotiomycetes, Onygenales, Ajellomycetaceae. The transcript is spliced from 5 exons. The coding region runs from base 275 to 2077 and encodes 600 amino acids. The record is from RefSeq and is a predicted model, not a curated record. Gene Ontology annotation, molecular function: protein binding; DNA binding.
AUUUGCAGCCAUUUCUAAGGCCCCAGCUCCAGCAUCACAUUCCGGUACCUUGGUAUGAUGCAAUUGUAACUCUAUUGCCGCUCGGCUCAGCGUGCGGAGUUGGCCUGCUAAUCCAAACACCAAAAUCCAUACCAAGCUUAUCUCCGCGCACAACAAUGUUUCCUCCAUUCAAUCCCCAGUUUCAUUCCUUCUGCCGUUUUCUCUUGCUAUGAAAUUAUUUCCAUCACAUUGUUAUCGCUCUGCGAACCGCCUCCACUCCAACAAUCCAUAAAAAAUGGCAUGGGCAGUCCGCCCCACCCUCGACAGCCUCCCAGACGAAGUCUUGCACACCAUUCUCUGCUACUCUCCCGCAAGCACAGCACUAACCCUAGAACGCACAUCCCGCCGUUUCCAAAGCGCGACAAACGUUCCUCUCCUCUGGCGCCUGUACUGCCAGAAAGAUUUCAAAUUCUGGGACCACCGCCAUGAGUUCCAACGACGAUUGGCUGGGCCUGUCAGCGCGGUGGACUGGAAGGCGCUCUAUGCGCUUCGGCGCCGCAUUGAUGUCACCACCACGCAGAUGUUAGAUAGUAUUCUUAUGAACCAGACGGGGAGGAUUGAGAAAACGCAUCGCAUUGUGCAGUUUGGGUAUGAUGCGAAGGAUACGUUGCUGCGCCAUGCGACGGUUGGGGAGGAGUGGGAGGAUCAUUUGGCGAGACGGUAUCAUAGCAUCGCCAUCCUCGGCUGCCUUCAUCGGACAAUGGCUAUACCUGUAUGGAAUAGAUUGAAAAACAAGGAGGAUAUCCCGUUGGAACGCGCGCUGGGGGCAUUUGACAUGUUCGUUUUGGAAGCUGGGCCCGGGGAUUUUAACGAUAUCUCAAAUUACCUUGAGAGUAUCGUAACACGAUUGUCCAAAGAUUGCGCAGUGAUCAUGGAGCUAAGCCCACGAAACAGAGCGAGAAGGAUAGCUAGGUAUCUACGGGAACAUGAUCUAACCGGUAUCGACCCAAAAAGGGAGUAUUACAAUAUUGAGCACAAUUUUAUAGGUCUCGCAUUAAGGAAUCACGGCCAUAAUUCACUUCCUCUCAUUUCUUCAUCUAUAUACUGUUAUGUUGCACGGAGACUUGGCCUUGAUGCCCAUCCCUGCGGAUUCCCCUUCCAUGUUCAUGUCAUCAUACACCCUGCCGAAGGCCGCGAUAUGGACGGAAACCCGCUCGAGGACCUCAGCAAACCCGGCGAUCCCAUGUACAUGGACCCGUUCCGCUCAACAGAGGAAACGCGGGUAACUGAGCUGCAGGAACAGCUGAACUUUUUGGGAGCCCUGACGAUGUCCCGGUCGACCUUUUUGCGCGAAUCGCUCGUGCAGGAGAUAGUUCUUCGCUGCAGCAAGAACAUUCUGAACUCGGUCUUUCAGACCCCGCGCAUCCGGGACACCUGCCUUGAUCCCGUUAACGUGAAGUAUGCCGCGCUUUGGUCUUCCAUGCUCCUUGCGGAAUAUGCCAACCAGGACGGCCAGGUGCCGGGCGUCUUCCCACCACGGGACGUUGGUCAUGGUCAUGCUUCCCUGCGACGCCAUCUGCCGGCGUUGAUGGAUAAUCUUGCUUCCGAUUUCCAAUCGGAUGUCUACCUCAUCGAGGAGUACUUGAUACCGCUAUUUGAGAAUCUGCCGGAAUAUGCCCCGCUACUGGAGAGUGUUCGCGUCCUGCGUGCGGGUGAUGAGAUCCCGAAACAGGUGCGGAGCCGCACGCCGGAACAUAAGCAUGUAAAAUAUAAGAUCGGACAGGUGUUCCGACAUCGUCGGUACGACUAUGUUGCUGUCAUUACUGGCUGGGACGCCGAGUGCGGAGCUGGGGAGCAGUGGAUGCAGCGGAUGGGGAUUGAUAGGUUACGGGGUGGCAGACAUCAAAGUUUCUACCAUGUUUUGGUAUCCGACAAAAGCGUACGAUACGUGGCAGAGGAAAAUAUUGAUCCAGUGUCGCCAGAAAUUUCUCAGUUACCACCAGCAUUUGUGAAGCUGGCUGGUAAGCAUUUUAAGAGGUGGGACCCGGAGUCGCGGGUGUUCGUUAGCAAUAUUCGAGACGAGUAUCCGGAUGACUGACCUUGGUGAUUGAUCGUGGUUGACAAGCGGGGGUUGGGUCUCCUUUUGGGAAACCAAUGGUUGGCGUUAGGAUGGAUCCCCCAUAUAUCGAAAUAGAGGCAAUAAUGCUUUGGCUUGGAUAUUUCUCUCGUUCCCCCGUCCCUUCCCACUUCUUUAAAUAUGAAAAUAAAAAACCUUCUUGGGCUGCGCAAAUAGCCUUAUUGGAUACCAACUCUAUCCAUCAAUGCAGCGGUCUCUUGUAAUGUCAGCCCUUCCAACUUCCCAUCCUCUAGCUGCACAAGAAUAGGCAUAUUUUGGAACUUGAGCAAUGCAGCCAACCAUUCCAUGACAUAUUCCUCAAAUCUUAUGAAGGGACAUUUCUCUAAUAUUUCCCCUAUACGUGACUCCCACCCUUUGUCUCCAUCAGCGCCAAGAAGGGAUGCUUUCACUGAUUCCCUCACAGACUCCCAUUGGGCAACCUGAGCUUUAUAAUCUUGUGCAAAAUUUUCAUCAUCAUCAUCACCCUCGAAUUUGUAAGGAUAAUCCCACGCAAACGCCUCAUUUGCUGCUUCCGUUAUAGAUUUGCCCUGUAACAGAAUCUCCUCAAUAGCAGCAAACAACAUAAACCGAACCGGCAAUUCCAUCCAGCUGACGUCUGGUAUGUCGUGGUGGUAGAUCAUCCCGCAGAGAGAUAUACACUCUGGUAAAAUAUCUAGGAGGGUGACGAUGGGUGUAUUGUCAUCACCAUCUUCGCAAGGGAUGCCCAUGUGCAAGUACAUGUCCCGUCGAUUCCGCUCUAGAAACGACCUGUCAUCCAUAACCCGCGUACUUCCAUCCCCGCAGCUGAUUUUGUGAUCUUCAUUUUGAAGUAGCCAGCGCUCUGCACGCUCCUUGUUCUGCUUUCUUUGGGCUUGGAGCGCGUCUUCUGACGGGAGAAAAGUGCGGGAGCUCCGAGUAUACCGUCGGCACAAGAGAUUUGUAACAGUGAGAAUCUGAAGUUUGAUUUUCACGUGUAUGGGGAAGUUUGCAUUAUUAUUAUUAAGAUCAGUGUUAUUUCUAUCAUUCCUAUCCUUGCUGUCGCUGCUGGUAUUGUUGAGAUGAUUGUAUCGAAAUAUUUGCAUGAAUCCUGCCCGCGAGUAAUAAUUAGUUUUAUAGUUAAAUACCAGAUUAUCUCCAUUUUUAGUUCUAUGCCUCGACUGUGCCUGCUCGCCAUUCCGUUGAGCCACUCGGUCCUCAACCACCGCGAUUAUUGUCUUGUAAAGCAGGUAGUCGAGCGUCAUUAGGUCCACUUCCAACUUCAGCUCUGUAUCUUCUGGAUCGGAGGUCAUUCUUUUUUCUCUUUCGGAUUGUGUAGACUAUGUUUGAAUCCUGACAAUUCUCGAAAAAACCCGCCGUUGUUCCUGGGUGAAGGUUCUAUCUAUAUUUAGAGAAAAGUCGCGUGUGCGGGGCUCGUGUUUGGCGGUUUUUAUUGUGGCGCGAGACACAACCCACUCCUUUUCUUUCGUUGAAGAUGAAUGAAUGAAUAGUUAUAUAUGUCAGUGUUGAUUGAGGGCAUUCACGGUCAAUGAAGGCUUGUCCGUUUUUGGUUUGUACGCUCUACGGAAAUUUUAAACAACCCCUUGAAACGAAGAGAUACACGAUGCUUCAUCAUGUGCUUCAUAAAACGGUAAAAUACUGGGUGCACAAAUAUCAUUCCUUAUAUAUAAUACAAA